CGCGAACAGAAAUGUCGCAUUCGUCUUCAUUGUCCGGUUUUAUAACACUGAUCAUUAGCAGUCAACCUAAAUCGUGUCUCGCUUGUGUAAACAUAAAUAUUGCUAUCAUAUCGAGAAGCAAACGAACGGGUGACGGAAAAAACAAUGAUUCGAGGAAUGUAGUCCUCUGUCCUUGCAAUAGUGUAGAAUAUAAAGCAGGAAAGGAAUAUAAAACGAUGGAAUCUGCAGAAACUACUCACCUCUUUUGCGGCAAAUCAGUCUACGACGCUAUACGAUACAACGGAUCGAAGGAAAUACUUGAAGACACAGAAUCAGCAAAUGAUAAUUUUAGAUACUACGCGAUUGAUCCAGUAUGUAUGAAUGUCCGUCUUUGCAUAUUUUGGUCUUUAUGGGCAACAUUAAUAGCAGUACUUAUUAUAUCCAUUUUAUUUUACUGCUGUUUUUCACCAAAAACGUGUUUCAAUUCUGAGAACAUAGUUACUGUAAAUAUGACAAAUAUAGUGAGUAUUUGA
Eufriesea mexicana is the source of this 512-nucleotide messenger RNA. RefSeq lists its product as uncharacterized. Lineage: Eukaryota; Metazoa; Arthropoda; Insecta; Hymenoptera; Apidae. The record is from RefSeq and is a predicted model, not a curated record.